Paramacrobiotus metropolitanus is the source of this 886-nucleotide messenger RNA. Its product is annotated as traB domain-containing protein-like. The record is from RefSeq and is a predicted model, not a curated record. The coding region runs from base 7 to 780 and encodes 257 amino acids. The transcript has a single exon. Lineage: Eukaryota; Metazoa; Tardigrada; Eutardigrada; Parachela; Macrobiotidae.
CUGACGAUGGAACGCGUGAAAUCCGUGGCCAAAGAAAUCGGCUUCCUCAAGGCCAUCAUGGCGUUCUUCGUGCUAAAAUUAGCCGCCGUCUACGUGGAAAAAUUUGGGCUGGAGGGUGGUGACAUGCGCACCGCCUACCGGGAGGCGGGGAACAUUCCCCACUGCACGCUGCAGCUGGGGGAUCGUCGCUGGAGCAUCACGAGUCAGCGCGCCAUGAAUCCCCUCUCCCUGUGGGAACGACUGCAGUGUGUCGGGUUCAAAAUCCGCACCAUGCGGACGGUUAUCUUCAGCCCGGAGAACGUGGAAACGCGCCGCUGGCGCGCUGUCGUGGAGGAACUGCAGGCCACAUUCGCCGCGGCGUGUCCCACGGUGUACCGGGCCAUUGUACAGGAGCGGGAUGUCUGGCUGGCGGGGUCGCUGCAGCAGUCUGUGUCGCAGCCGGUGCUGACUGCGGAGGGUCCGCGGGGCCGGGUGACGGUGGGUGUCGUGGGGAUCGCGCAUGUGGCCGGUAUCCAACGGGCCUGGAACAAUCCCCCGCUGUCGCCGGAGGAGAUGGCGAAUCUGGAGACCAUCCCGCCGCCGUCCGCCUUCCAGAUGUUUGCGCCCGGUGUGGUGACGGGGUUGUGGCUGUCGCUCUGUGGGUACGGCGCGUACCGUGGUGGGAGGUUCGCGUUCAACCGCAUGCGAAGACUCUACCGGUAUUUAUCCCCGGCGCGUCCAACGGUGAUCACGGUCGUUAUUACAAAGCGGCAUGCGUUUCCCGGACAGCGCGGCAAUUAACGAAUUCGCAGGAGCUUGGACGAAGUCGAAAAACCCGAUGAUGUUUUCUUAUUUGUUUUUUCCUGUUUUGUUAAUUUUAUAUACCAUAUCUGGGCCGUUAUGAAAU